CCUCCUCUCCUCCCUCUUCCUUGACCUACCACCCCCGCAUAUUCAUCUUGAGAGUUGACCCCGCCGCCGUUGCCGCCGCGAACCCAUAUAGAUCCGAGCUGACCAGGUUCAUCGUAUCGCCCUCUACAGUCGGAACCCCUCGCCUCGCAUCGAGACCCCUCAAUCUACACAGACAGAGUACAAAAACUCACGCAUCACAGUCAUCAUGGCCCAGACCACUCGCCCCCUCACUCCCGGCAUCUACGUGCCAACCGUCGCCUUCUUCUCCGCACCGGACGAGGAUCUAGAUAUCCCGACUGUCGAGCGUCACGCCGCGUACCUGGCCGAAUCCGGCGUGACCGGACUGGUCGUGCAAGGGAGCAACGGCGAAGCGGUGCACCUGUCGCGUGAAGAACGCAACGAGAUUACGGCCGCCACGCGGCGGGCGCUCGACGCCCACGGCGGCUCAUCCAAGCCCCUGAUCGUCGGGACGGGGGCCGCCUCGACGCGGGAGACGAUCCAGCUGUGCAAGGACGCCGCGGCGGCGGGAGGUGACUACGUGCUGGUGCUGCCGCCGUCGUACUACAAGUCCCUGCUGACGACGGAGGCGGUCCGCGAGCACUUCCGGCUGGUGGCCUCGGCGUCGCCGCUGCCUGUGCUCAUCUACAACUUCCCCGGCGCCUCGUCGGGGCUCGAUCUGUCGUCCGACGACAUCCUCGCCCUGGCCGCCCACUCCAACAUCGUCGGCGUUAAGCUCACCUGCGGCAACACCGGCAAGCUGGCCCGCAUCGCCGCCCAGGCCAAGCCCGACUUCCUGACCUUCGGCGGCUCCGCCGACUUCACCCUUCAGACCCUCGUUGCUGGCGGCGCCGGCGUCAUCGGUGGCGUCGCCAACCUGAUCCCCCGUGCCUGUCUCCGCGUCUUCGACCUCUACCGCGCCGGCCACGUCGAGGACGCCCAGCGCCUCCAGGCCGUCGUCGCUCGCGCCGACUGGCACGCCAUCCAGGGCGGCUUCGUCGCCGUCAAGAGCGCCCUCCAGACCUACCGGGGCUACGGCGCCCUGCCCCGCCGACCCUGCGUCGUGCCGGAUCCAGAGCAGGUCAAUGCGCUGAAGGAGUCCUUUGCCGAAAGCAUGGAGCUGGAGAAGCAGUUGGAGAAGAGUGCUUAGGGUAUUACCGCUGCACAAUGAUGCCGGCCGUCUCAUUUCUCUUAAUACAAACCAAGCAAGCAAGCAUAAUUUA
Messenger RNA from Aspergillus homomorphus CBS 101889, 1220 nucleotides. RefSeq names its product dihydrodipicolinate synthase family protein. Gene Ontology annotation, molecular function: 4-hydroxy-tetrahydrodipicolinate synthase activity. The record is from RefSeq and is a predicted model, not a curated record. The coding region runs from base 206 to 1147 and encodes 313 amino acids. The transcript has a single exon. NCBI's taxonomy places the organism in Eukaryota, Fungi, Ascomycota, Eurotiomycetes, Eurotiales, Aspergillaceae.